UUGCCAAGCGGAACAGCUGGUGGGGACGGACGGUGCGAAGUUACGAGGGUGGGCUGGAAAGGUCGAAGAGGGUUACAACGGUUGUUUAUGGCAAUUGGACACUCUCUCAGCUGAUGGACUUGCAAUCAACUCUUGAGCCGGACCGCGGCCGGCUGCUAUACGUUCACGGUCCCGCAGGAAAGCACAUGACUCUGCAUACAGCCGGACCCGCUCAGUGAACUCCUCGGACGUCUCAGAGGUUGCCAGGACAUCGAAUGCACAUGAAAUAUCAACGGCGACGGCAAUGAGUUUGCAAGAACCGCAGGCCUGGCGAGAGCAAUUGCUUUCGCGGCUCCUGGAACGCGAUAGACGGGAGAAGGCUCACACGGAGAUGAUACAAGCUUAUACGAAGCUUGCAGCAGGCGUUGUGGAAGCGAACAAACCCCGGCCCAGUAGUGAGUCCGGCGCAGCUGAGAAAAGCACAAAGUUCCCUUCGGCAGACAGCAGCGAUAACGUCGAUGAAUUCAAGGCAACAAUCGCGGACCUCUACAAGUUGCAGAGUGAGUUGAAGCAGCAACUGAACACAACGACCAAGGAAUUAGAGACGACAAAAGACGCUGUAGCAAACAUUGAGAGACAGUUGUCACACGCGCAAGCGCGCCGAGAUGCCCUCGAACGCAAAGAUCGCGUCAACGAGGAAACUAUGCGGGAGAAGAACAAGGAGAUCCAGUACUUGCAAGAUGAGAUCCUCACCUUCCAAUUACAGCUGUCACUGCUGGAAGACAAGGUAAAUGGACUUGAGGCGGAUAACAGGCAGUUGCUCGAACGAUGGAUGCAGAAGAUGAAGCAAGAAGCAGAGAAGAUGAACGAGGCCAACGAGAUGUAUGAAGCGGUACACACAGCCGGUGCCAAGCCGCAGCCCUAA
Molecule: messenger RNA, 904 nt
Organism: Saitoella complicata NRRL Y-17804
Lineage: Eukaryota; Fungi; Ascomycota; Saitoellomycetes; Saitoellales; Saitoellaceae
Product: autophagy protein 16
Exons: 4
Coding region: 284-904 (206 amino acids)
Biological process (GO): autophagosome assembly
Cellular component (GO): autophagosome membrane
Source: RefSeq, a predicted model, not a curated record